AUGGAAGAAGCCAAUGUGAUAAUACAAAAAGAGUUGAUCAUUAGCACAGACGAGGAGCUUAAGCAGAAGUUUAACCAAGGCUAUCAGAAGUUCUGGUUGCAGCGCAACAUUGAAACACCAUAUGUUGUAUUGUGGAACAUUGCUGAAACAUAUCUUAUCGCUUUUCCAUUAUUAUACCUAGUCGAAAAAGGCUACAGUGUGGUUACAAACAUUUUGACAAAACGAAGAAACUGGUUGGAAAUCAACGAACGCGGAUAUUUAAGGCUGCAACUCACCAAUAUUGAACCAGAUUUAGCUAGAUUGGUAGAAAGUCACCAGGUUCAUGAAUUUUUUAGUUUUUGA
Molecule: messenger RNA, 342 nt
Organism: Psylliodes chrysocephalus
Lineage: Eukaryota; Metazoa; Arthropoda; Insecta; Coleoptera; Chrysomelidae
Source: the annotation of a GenBank genome assembly